Molecule: messenger RNA, 7628 nt
Organism: Protopterus annectens (West African lungfish)
Lineage: Eukaryota; Metazoa; Chordata; Ceratodontiformes; Protopteridae
Product: unconventional myosin-Ie-like
Biological process (GO): vesicle transport along actin filament; actin filament organization
Cellular component (GO): microvillus; actin cytoskeleton; myosin complex
Molecular function (GO): microfilament motor activity; actin filament binding; ATP binding
Source: RefSeq, a predicted model, not a curated record
AUGGAUGAGAGUAAAAUGGUUCAGACUGACUUGGUCAAGGCAUUGUACACAGUACCCCCUCAAAUAUUGUUGACAAAUUCAAAAGAUUUGCACUUCAGGCUUACUGCUUCUUGCAAAGUUUGGUGUUUGAAGGUUCUAGGUCAGUCACAUGAUGAUGCCUUGUUUGGACAAUGGUUUGUUGAAACUCCAUCCCCCCAAGGCAGUAAGGAGCGGUAUCAUUGGCAGACACAAAAUGUCAAACAGAGUGGAGUGGACGACAUGGUGCUACUUUCAAAGAUCACAGAAGAGGCUAUUGUUGAAAACUUAAAGAAGCGUUACAAUGAUGACUACAUUUUUACGUACAUUGGUCCAGUGUUGAUUUCUGUUAACCCUUUCAAGCAGCUUCCAUAUUUCACAGACAGGGAGAUAGAGAUGUACCAGGGAGCAGCUCAGUAUGAAAAUCCACCACAUAUAUAUGCUUUGGCUGAUGACAUGUACAGGAACAUGCUAAUUGACAAUGAGAAUCACUGUGUCAUCAUCAGUGGAGAAAGUGGUGCUGGGAAGACAGUGGCUGCCAAGUUCAUCAUGGGUUACGUUUCAAAGGUAUCUGGAGGAGGUUCCAAAGUACAGCAUGUUAAAGACAUCAUACUGAAAUCCAACCCUCUACUUGAAGCAUUUGGAAAUGCCAAAACGGUGCGCAACAACAAUUCCAGUAGAUUUGGAAAGUAUUUUGAGAUUCAGUUUAGUAGAGGUGGAGAACCGGAUGGUGGAAAGAUCUCAAAUUUUCUGCUGGAAAAAUCAAGAGUUGUGAGUCAGAAUUCUGGUGAGAGGAGCUUCCACAUCUAUUAUCAGCUUCUGGAAGGAGCAUCAGCAGAACAACGUGAGAAUCUGGGAGUGACCAAUCCUAACUACUAUUACUACCUCAAUCAGAAUGAAGUGUAUAAGGUGGAUGACAUAAAUGACAAGAAGGACUUCUUUGAAACUCUGAAUGCUAUGGAAGUUAUUGGCAUUCCUGAGGACACACAGGCAAUGGUUUUGCAAAUAGUUGCAGGAAUUCUUCACCUGGGAAAUAUCAACUUUCAGGAGUCUGGAAAUGUUGCAGUGGUGGAGAGUGAAGACUUCUUGGCUUUUCCUGCUUUCCUGUUGGGCGUAGACCAGGUUCGUCUGAAGGAGAAGUUAACAAGCAGGAAGAUGGAUAGUAAAUGGGGUGGCAAGUCAGAAACCAUUGAUGUAACGUUGAAUGCAGAACAAGCCAUUUUCUCAAGGGAUGCCCUGUCAAAGGCACUGUACUCCAGGCUGUUUGAUUACUUAGUUGAGGCUAUCAACAAGGCAAUUAAGAAGGACUAUGAAGAGCUCAAUAUUGGAGUAUUGGACAUUUAUGGCUUUGAGAUAUUUCAGAAAAAUGGAUUUGAGCAGUUCUGUAUUAACUUUGUAAAUGAGAAGCUGCAGCAGAUUUUUAUAGAACUGACACUGAAGGCUGAACAGGAAGAGUAUGUUCAAGAAGGCAUAAAAUGGAACCCAAUUGAAUAUUUUAACAAUAAAAUUGUGUGUGACCUCAUUGAGAGUAAAGUGAGCCCUCCUGGUAUAAUGAGCAUCCUGGAUGAUGUCUGUGCCACAAUGCAUGCCAAAGGAGAAGGAGCAGACCAGACGUUGCUGCAGAAGUUACAGAUGGCAAUAGGAACACAUGAGCAUUUCAACAGUUGGAACAAAGGUUUUAUUAUACAUCACUAUGCUGGGAAGGUGUCUUAUGAUGUUGGUGGAUUCUGUGAACGGAAUCGAGAUGUUUUAUUUAUGGACUUAAUAGAGCUCAUGCAAAGCAGCGAGUUUCUAUUUAUUAAGGAUCGGUUUCCAGAAAAUCUGAAUGCUGAUAAGAAAGGACGUCCCACAACUGCUGGUGCUAAAAUUAAGAAACAAGCCAAUGAUCUGGUUAACACACUGAUGAAAUGUACACCGCACUACAUCCGCUGCAUCAAACCUAAUGAAACAAAGAAGCCUCGUGACUGGGAGGAAAGCAGAGUCAAACAUCAAGUCGAAUACCUAGGCCUUCGAGAAAAUAUCCGGGUGAGAAGAGCUGGAUAUGCCUACAGGAGGAUCUUUAAGAAAUUCCUUCAAAGAUAUGCCAUCUUGACAAAAGAGACCUGGCCUGUCUGGAGAGGAGAUGAGAAGCAGGGAGUCCUACAUUUGUUGAGAUCUGUCAACAUGGAUGCUGACCAGUUCCAGCUAGGCAAAAGCAAGGUUUUCAUUAAAGCACCUGAAUCUCUGUUCCUUUUAGAGGAGAUGAGAGAGCGUCGAUAUGAUGGCUAUGCUCGAGUGAUUCAGAAAGCAUGGGGGAAGCACACUGCUGUACGAAAAUAUAUUAAGAUGAGAGAAGAAGCUUCAGAUAUUGUGCUUAAUAAAAAGGAGAGACGUCGGAAUAGCAUUAAUCGAAAUUUCAUGGGAGAUUACAUUGGCAUGGAAAAUCGUCCUGAACUUCGGCAGUUUGUUGCAAAGAGGGAACGUAUUGAUUUUGCAGAUACAGUUAUCAAAUAUGACAGAAGGUUUAAGACUGUGAAGCGGGAUAUGAUCUUAACUCCACGAUACCUAUACCUAAUAGGUCGAGAGAAGGUGAAGCAAGGACCAGAGAAGGGGAUGAUUAAAGAAAUAUUAAAACGACAAAUUGAACUUGAGAAAAUUCAGUCUAUCUCAGCUGGAAUUCAAAGUGAAGAAGGAUGGCUGGGGUCCGUGGGGAGCAGCAGGAUCACGGCAGAUUCAGUUCCAGUUAGGUUCUGGGGAUGAAGCAAUCAAGAAACCUACUGGCAAGGUACUCAAUGUUUACAUUGGAGCAGGUCUGGCCAAGAACUCCCGUCCAACAAGGAAAGAUAAUCGGAAGAGUAUCUGCUUUACAAACCAGACACACAAUACCCCAAGCUAUCCAGCAGCUACACAGAGAAGUGGGGUUCAAAAGCCUGGCCGUGGUUAUCAGCAGCAGUCCGGUAUCAGGCCUCAGUCUGGGCAUAGGUUAUCUCUUCUCCGAGAGCCUAGCCAAGAGCAACCCAGUUUGCCCAGACAAGGAGCAAGCCCCCGAGGCAAGGUAGCUCCUCAACAGCUCAACCUUGAUUUUAUGAAUGUACCAGAACAAGGGGUUUCUGGUAUGCAACGGCAGCUUUCCAAAAAUGUGAAACCCGUACCUGGAGGUGGCAGAGCAAAACCGACUCCAAAACCAAGACCAAAAAUACCACAAUGUCGUGCACUUUAUGCAUAUGAUGCACAAGACACCGAUGAGCUAAGUUUUAAUGCUAAUGACCUCAUUGAGAUUAUAAAGGAAGAUGCAUCAGGUUGGUGGUUUGGUAGGAUCCGUGGAAAAGAAGGCAUGUUUCCUGGUAACUAUGUGGAGAAGAUAUAAAGACUGAAAAUGCUGUAUUGCAGAUUGGUGUGAUUUAAGCACCUAGACUAUACUAAGGAAGAAGAGAAUUAACAAAAAUGGCACUUUGUAACAGAAGUUGCCCCAGAUGUCUGUUUUAAGGCACUGUAUGAUCUCACACUACUCAAACUGGUUUAGCCAGGGCAUUCAGAGGACUCUGAAGGGAACGGUAUUAAUUGCUUUGCCUGCCUUUUAUUUUAGGUGAACUGAGGAUAGUAAUGGAAUGAGGAGCUUUCAUGAGCAGCAUUAAGCAGAAAACUUUCUACGUAAUCACUUUACUGACAAGUGAAAUACGCCCCCUUAUUCAACUGGCAGUUACUUCCCCUGAAUCUACAGGUGCCUUUCCUGAUAUUAUUUGUACAUUAACAUUAGCAGGCAUGAGGAGAGCUAGUGAGGGUCACUAGUACAUUCUGCCACAGUGCUGUCAGCUGUUUUCUGUGGUGGCUUUCACUGCUUGAUGAGGAAUUGAUUGCACUGCAAAGUUCAUAGGUCAUGUCUAUUUAUUUUUGGUUUACUUUUUAUAAAGAUCUCAACUUGCACCAGUAUCAAAUCCAGUGCUUUAGACUUUCUAUCUAUAAUAUUGUACUUCAGGAAAAAUACUCAUUCUUAGUCUUUUAACUUUUACAAAAGCAUUGUCUUGUACUGCUUCUUUCUUGCUAUACUUUGAAUAAUGAGACAAAUUUCUAGUUUUCCUUUCAGACACAUCAUUUUCAGCUCCUUUGACUGUAUUUCCUAUGCUUGAAUCUUCUGUUAUAACUUUUUUUAUGUGAGUACCUCCUUUAGUAGUUGCUAUUGACAUAAAUCAUCAGCGUGGUUAGCCACUACAAGAAAUUAACUUCAAACAGUGUCUUCAGGACAAGCAUUAGAUGACCACAAAUGGCACUACUAUUAGGGAAGGAAUAUUGUCUGUGUCCUGAGUCAAAACCGUUGGUGAUAGACUUUGAGAUGCAUAGUCAAGCUUCAGUUAUGGGAGACUGUUAAAAUAUAUGGUAUUUCAUUAUCUUUGCAAAAGGAAUGUGAAAUGUUAUCUGCCCUUUUCCCACUGUAAUGACACAAUGGGCUUGACUGCUUUCAAAAAAGGAAGAUUUUAAACAAGUAGAGUUCAGAAACUGAACAGGGAAUGAUCAUAUUUUGUGAUGUAGCAUGCAGUCCAUCACAUCUUCAUAAACAAAUUCUUAGUACUAUCUAACCAUUUGUAAAAUAAUGCAAGAGUCCUUUUCUUUUUUGUCCUGUGAGGAAUGCCACUGCCAAUGUCCAGCUUUGGAAAUUGUGUAGUCUUAAUUGACAAAUCUCUUCUAAAGAUAGUUUAAAGGAGUUGCAAAAAAUAUUCCCAUAAUCCUCAGCAUCAUAGUAUUGAGUGUCUGACAGCAUUGGCAUAAAUAUGCCCAUAACAUCAGAAAUGAAUUAUCAGUAUUGCAGAAGAAUUACUAUACUCCCUUAUUGAGUCUUCAAGUAAACCCUGCAUUCUAAAGUAUAAUUUGACCCUUAAUACUGCUGUACGUUUUCUUCAACUGUUUAUCACUGAAGUAAUCUACAGCUGCCUGUACAGUUUAUUUUGCAUGUGAAAUGACAGCUCUCUGCCUAAUGUCAUGUUAGUAAAUAUGAUGCUGUAAAUAUUAAUCAAGGUUAUAAGUGUAGUCAGUAGCAGGCCCACACAGGAAGGGAUGUGUAGGCUUUACUCUGAUCUGAAGCCUACAGUCAGGUGCCUUCAGUCAUACAGGAAGUUUAUUAUGAUGGAGAAUUAGUCCUGUGCCACUACAUGGUCUACUACAAAAAUAUUUAGUUUUAAAAAUUGCACGGUGACAUCUCAAGCUGGUAUGCUAGUUUUUAUACAAAGUAGUUCUGUCUCCUGGGACAGUUUUCAGUGUUUUAAAAUAGUAUGUGGUAAAUGAUAGUAUAUAUAGAAUAUUUUGUAUUAAUGGUGCCUUACACUGAAUCCCAUCUGUAAUUGUUUAAAUUAAGCAUUACUUAAAUGAGGAAUAUAUUUGUUAAGUAGACAAGAUGGGGAAGGGACAGUGUGUCUUGAGACUUUUUUUUCUUGAAAACAAAUGGGGCACUGACCUUUAAAAGCUAUGGAGAGUACCUCAAAGGUAUUCUUUAUUUAAUUAUCUUAAUAAAAGUAGACAGAUGUGUGCUGCUAUAUGCCCUUGGUUUGAUAUGUCUGCAAAACUUAUACUUGGCCAUUGUGAGUACACCAUUAUUACAUCAUGGUGUUGCUGCUUCUUCCAUUAAGGCUCCUCAAGUCUGUCUUUAACUGGAUUCCAUGUGCCUCCAACAGUUCCAAAGUGUGUUUCCAAGUCACUAAUUUCAUUCAAGGAGGUCCCAUAAAACUGCACUCAUGGCAGUUUCCUGCACUAGGUACAGUGUUACCUCCUGACAGUGCAAUAUGACUCCAUUAAAUUAACCACUAUAGAGUUUGUCAUCAGUGUGAGGUGUAGGAAGGCAAGGCGGAGGCGUCUGCGUAAUAUCUCAUUACCUUUUUUCUAUAAAUAGAUAUGUUGCAUGGGAGAUGGUGCAAAGCGAUGUGUGCCAUCCCUAUUCUUGGCCAUUAGUUAUCUUGUAGGUCUCUGGCUUUACUGUAUCUAGAAGUGUGUCUGAUACAGCAAGUUGCAUUAAAUUCACUCUUCAGGCUAAAGUACCGUAACACCUUCUGUUGGACAUUUGUAGGAAUGUCUAAGUUCUGAAAAUGAACCCUUGCCAUUUGAAUAUUGGCCAACAUAUUGUUGAUAAAGGUCUUCAUUUAGAUUUUGGCAUAGGAAUGGGAGGUGAUUUAUGCCACUGAUGUUCCAAUACCAGUGUUUCCUUCCAUAACCUCAUUUUCGCAGAUGAGGCUAAGGUGUCAAUUCAACAGUUAUAUAUUUCCUAAGGAAAAAAAAACUCACAGCAAGAUCUGUGACAGUUGGCAAAAAAAAUCUACAGCAUUUGGAUGUGUACUGUAGCAAAUAGUAGGGUACAUAAAGAUAAUAGUGCAGGUGAAACCAUGAGCUAAUUCUUGUCCAUAUGUUAGGUUUUUCUUAAGUGUGCUUGAAUAUGUAAAGAUCUAAAGUAGUAUGUGAUAGUUUUCUCUUGCUGUGAAGUAUUGUUCUUUUGAAUGCUGACAGUCACUGUGUUAGCAUUUCAGAAAAUUUCAUUAAACCUGUUAAUUUCUAACAUCCUUUUCCAAGAACCAUCUGAUUUUAUUUUCUGUUCCUGCUUUUCUUGGUUCUUUUUAUGCUGCUUUUAUGUAGUCUGGUUUGUAUAAUAUGUAUUGUUUAAUUUUUAAAAAAGAAAGCUGUUUAAGAAUUUUGAUUUUAAAUGUGCAUUUAAAUGUCCAGUCUGCAUAAUUUCUCUGCUGUGAGUUGGGGAAAUGGUAAUAACAUGAACAGAUGUUAAAUACACAAUGUAAGAGAACAUGUGAAAAUAUUAUACCACUUUAGCUUAUUUUGUAUAUUUUAUUUAACAGUUAUGUCCCCAUAUCUAAAAUGAAUGAUAACCUACCUACACUUCACAUGUAAAGAUUUCUGAAAAGUUAUCACAUUUGUAUGUCUGUGACAGACUUACAGUCUACAGCUAGCUGUACGUACGAACUUGAAAUUAUAUAUUACAUAGCAAAAUGAAAAGUAUACAGAUUAUAUGAUGUAAUGUUUCGCUUCUUUAUCUGUUAAGAUAUUCAAUCAGAAGCCUCAGUUGCAGUAUAAAGAAGUUUGAAAUGACUUAGAGAAAACAGUUGUCAUUAUCUGUUGAAGUGUACAUGGUCUAAAUUAACACUCAGAGGAAACUUCUGAAAUAUUCAUUUAUUGUACAGAAUUACUGGAGAAAUUUGGAAAGGCGUUGUGGGCCCAUUUGUUAAGAAUACUACUUGAUAAUUGGGUCUUAUUACUUAACAGGACUUCAUACUGUAAAACUUGAAAGUGUAUACUUUUUUUAAAUUAUGAUGCAUACCUAUAGAACAGUGACUAGAAGUUUUGUCUUUGCCAUUCCGUUUUACAAAAUUAAGUGCCAAUACUGCUGAGAUUUGUAAUGUGUAUUGCCUCUGAAAUAAUAGUAUGAUCAAUCAAGCCUACUGCAUUUAAAAACUGUUCCAGUAUGAUGUUUUUAACUCAAGGGGACAGAGAGAGAGAGCAGAUUAGUUCGACACAUGAUGCAUUUAUUAUAUACGCUUUUAUAUUGUUUGUUGGUGUUUACCCUUCUCUAAAGUGUGUCAUGCUGACUUUUUUUAACAGGGCAAAAACACAUUUUCUGUCAAAUUAAAUAAGAAUAUUUUCACACA